Messenger RNA from Mesorhabditis spiculigera, 1542 nucleotides. The record is from the annotation of a GenBank genome assembly. Lineage: Eukaryota; Metazoa; Nematoda; Chromadorea; Rhabditida; Rhabditidae.
AUGAAGGGGCACAGAGAGCUGGCUCCAUUCGAAACGAUCGGCUCCUACGACAAGAACAACGUGUUUGCAAUUGCCCGCCACUUCGAGCGCAUACGAGAAGAGGUCGAUAAAGCGGAAGUUGAGGCCAUCAAGACGCUGGACAACUCGGCGUCAUGCAUUGAAACCCGAACUGAACACGUCUCGACAGCUUGGAGAAUCAGACAUCAGCUCAUCAAAAUCAGCUUGGAGGUGCUUGUUUGGAAUUGCAAAGGAUCGGAAUUGGACACCAAGAACGAGGAUUGGUUGGCGUUGACCGAGGGAGCGAAGGCCGAACGUGUUCAAGCUCCCGAUGAUGGACUCCUGUCGACGCUAAUCCCAUACACCAUCUCAAAAGAUAAUCGGCUUCUCCUCGGCCACUUCAUCGAUGCGUAUGGUGCUACUUGGACUGGGAAGACGACGAUGACAUGUGCUCGACUCGCCGUGUGUUUUCAUCAACUGCUACGCCAUUACAUAUGGCAUCCCGGAGACAAACAUCGGAUACAAACUGGUGAAACGCAACGGCUGGGACGAAUUACGGGGGGACUGGGACGUGAAGAAGAGGGUAAACGCUUCCCGAUCCGCACAGUCCUGAAACGAGAUCGAUGCGGGCUUGGCACGGGCAGAGACAAACCACGCGUUAUACUUUUUCGACCUCACGAUAUCCGGGCAGUGGCCAACGUCAAAGAACGAAAAGCCGAAAAAUUGAUGACACGCAUGGGCGACUACGGGUGUCGUGUCUGUAACGAGAGAUACGACGCUGAAGAUGAGAAGCGGAUACCGCGCGUUUUGACGGGCUGCGGACACACGAUCUGUCAGGGCUGUUCGGAGGCAAUUACGCAGCCCGGAAGCCGCUCCAUCACAUGUCCCUUUGAUCGGAUUCCCACGACGCUCCCCGAUGGCACAAUAAUGACGUUAAAGAAAAAUUUUGCGCUGAUCGAGCUGAUGGAGCGCGUGACUUACGAGGAACACCGAGCCGAUGCGCUUGUGUCCAGCGCCUUUGACGACUACGCCAAAGCCUACGCCAAUUAUGACACGGCCUUCGAACAACUGACUGGGUUCGCCUCGAAUUUUAUUUGUGACCGUAACCGGCUCAGCAACUUCAUUCGAGAUAGUGAUGCGAGCCUCAAGGCGGGCGAACACCCGGAUUUGACGGCGGAUGACCUGAUCGAAUGUGCCGAGAAGUUCUAUCAGAAGACUGUCGAAGUUGUCACGAAGGCUCGUGCUUAUCACGCACAAGAAGAGCUGUCGGACGCGUUGCUGAGGGACGAGUUCCACGAUGACGAAGGCUCGCAGGCGAAAAAUGACGGGUCGCUCUUGGAGGUGGACUAUCGGAGCGACGAGCGAAGUACGAGUGAGGAGAAGAUUGACGAAUCGUUCGACGAGCUUGUCAAGGAGGAGGAGCAAGGCGAGGAAAACGAAGACCUACGCAGCAGCUCCAGUGAGGAGGACAUCCCCGAGCCGGCUGACCGUGCCCCUGGACGUCCCCAUGUCCGUGAGGUCUGGACCUCUAAACCCGAUCGACGC